Messenger RNA from Odontomachus brunneus, 1970 nucleotides. RefSeq names its product leukotriene A-4 hydrolase. Lineage: Eukaryota; Metazoa; Arthropoda; Insecta; Hymenoptera; Formicidae. Gene Ontology annotation, cellular component: cytosol. The coding region runs from base 1 to 1845 and encodes 614 amino acids. The record is from RefSeq and is a predicted model, not a curated record. Gene Ontology annotation, biological process: peptide catabolic process; proteolysis. Gene Ontology annotation, molecular function: metallopeptidase activity; zinc ion binding; epoxide hydrolase activity. The transcript is spliced from 10 exons.
AUGUCUUUAAGUCCUGGAGAUCCAAGUUCUUUUUCAAGACCAGAAUUUGCAGUUGUAACUCAUACUCAUUUAGAAUUAGAUGUUAAUUUUGAACAAAAAGUUCUCACAGGUAAAGCAAUAUUAGAUAUAGAAACCAAAAGUACUACUACUGAAUUAAUUUUAGAUAAUCGCAAACUUGUCAUAUUAAAUGUUACAAAUGCUAUUGACGGAUCUCACCUACAAUAUGAUAUUGGAAGUGAUGUUGAAUUUGGAAGUAAAUUGAUUGUUCAGUUACCACAAACAGCACUGGCUGUUAAUGAUAAUAAUAAAUAUAAAAUUGAAAUUAAGUAUGAGACAUCUCCAAAUGCUACCGCAUUACAAUGGCUAACAGCAGAACAAACUGCUGGUGGUGUACAUCCUUACUUAUUUUCACAAUGUCAAGCUAUACAUGCUAGAUCCAUGUUUCCUUGCCAAGAUACUCCAUCUGUAAAAUCUACAUAUUCUGCUAAAAUUUCUGUACCACAAGAACUUACAGUUGUAAUGUCUGCACUCUUGGAUAAAGUAUCAGAUUUGGAGAACUCAAAGAAAUUGUACGAGUUUCACCAACCAGUACAAAUACCAUCUUAUCUGGUAGCUAUUGCAGUAGGUGCAUUAGUGUCAAAACAAAUUGGCCCAAGAAGCAAAGUAUGGGCUGAGAAGGAGUUUAUUGAUAAAAGUGCAUUUGAAUUUGAGGAGACUGAAACAAUGUUGCAUAUUGCCGAACAAUUAUGUGGUCCUUAUGUUUGGGGCAUUUAUGAUAUAUUAGUACUUCCACCGAGUUUUCCAUUUGGGGGAAUGGAGAAUCCUUGUUUGACGUUUGUGACACCGACCAUACUUGUCGGAGAUCGUUCGUUAGCCAAUGUUAUUGCACAUGAAAUCUCUCACAGUUGGACGGGAAAUUUAGUUACGAACGCGAACUUCGAGCAUUUCUGGUUGAACGAAGGUUUUACUGUAUUUGUUGAGAGAAAAAUCAAUUCUAGAAUGUUUGGCGAAAAGAUGAGGCAUUUUGAAGCAUUACACGGCAUUGAAAGUCUACGUGAGGAAAUAAAAAACCUGGGUAAAACAAAUCAGCUGACGAACUUGGUGCCUAAUCUGGCAGGUGUCGAUCCCGAUGAUGCGUUUUCUAUCGUGCCUUAUGAAAAGGGACAUACAUUUUUAUUUUAUCUGGAGCAGCUUUUAGGUGGACCAGAAGUGUUUGAACCAUACUUAAAAUCUUAUUUAAAUAUGUACAAGUACAAGAGCAUCAAAACAGAUACUUGGAAAGAUUAUUUGUAUCAGUAUUUCCCUGACAAAGUUGAGCUGUUAAAUUCUGUUGAUUGGAAUAUGUGGCUACAUAAACCAGGUAUGCCGCCUGUGAUACCUGAUUAUGACAAAACAUUGGUAAAUGUAUGUACCAAGUUAGCAAAACAAUGGAUCGAAUGGAACGAAGAUACUGUUAUGCCUUUUGCUAUUAUGGAUAUAGAAAAUUUUUCUCCUGGUCAGAAAGUAGCAUUUUUGACUGAUUUACAUAAAUCAUCUACAGUUCUACCGCUUAAUAAGAUACAGCGAAUGGCCGAUAUUUACAAGUUGGAUUCUGUGAAAAAUUGCGAGAUACGGUUUAUUUGGUUGCGAUUAUGCAUUAAGAACCGCUGGGAAUCAAAAGUUUCCGACGCUUUGGCUUUCGCUACUGAGCAAGGACGUAUGAAAUAUGUACGUCCUAUAUUUCGAGACUUGUACGAGUGGGUAGAAGUGCGACAGCGAGCGAUCGACGUAUAUCUUAGUAAGAAGAAUAAGAUGAUGUACGUUACUGCGCACAUGGUUGCAAAGGACCUUCAUCUGAUUGACUGAUGUGGGAGGAUCAUAUUGAAAUUGAUAUUUUAUUCAAUGACCAAUAUUUUACAUAUUUUACCAGAAGAUUUUUAUUAUAUUUUAUCAUAUAAUGUAUAAAUAUGAAAUAAAGGAAUAAUAAAUUA